Molecule: messenger RNA, 651 nt
Organism: Auanema sp. JU1783
Lineage: Eukaryota; Metazoa; Nematoda; Chromadorea; Rhabditida; Rhabditidae
Source: the annotation of a GenBank genome assembly
AUGGGGUUCUUCUUCUUUUUUUGUGUCCUGGCGUUUAUAUUGUUAGGAGUUUGGAUAGGGACUGCUUAUUUGGCUUAUUUGGUUCGACAUUCUAAGCAUGGCAAAUACUCGUUGAAAAAACGAUCCAACGUGGCAUUAUUAACUGUUCUCGGUUCAGGAGGUCAUACAACUGAAAUGUUGGAGCUUCUAAAGCAUUUUGAUGAAAAAUAUAGUCCACGUGUCUAUGUUAUUGCUGAAACUGAUAAAAUGAGUGAAACCAAGAUGUCACAGUAUGCUCGUUGUGAAGGUGUCUCUUCUUCGAUUCGUUACCUUCCUCGAAGUCGUGAAGUUGGACAAAAUUAUUUUUCUUCUGUUUUUACUACUCUUCAUUCGAUCGCCUGUUCAUUCAGACUAGUUUGGGAUGCGAAUCCUGAUCUUGUUCUUGUAAAUGGUCCUGGAACUUGUAUACCUAUAGUAGUAGCAGCAGCGUUGUUCGACAUGCUUCGGCUGAGAGAUACUGUUAUUAUUUACGAGGAAUCUCUUUGUAGAGUAGAAAGUCUUUCGUUGUCAGGUGCUCUUCUCUAUUAUUCUGGUUUGGCGGACGAUGUUAUUGUACAAUGGGAACAACUAAAAGAGAAAUAUCCUCAUGCGGUACUUGCCUCGGAACUAUGA